Molecule: messenger RNA, 4125 nt
Organism: Suricata suricatta (meerkat)
Lineage: Eukaryota; Metazoa; Chordata; Mammalia; Carnivora; Herpestidae
Gene: SPATA2
Product: spermatogenesis associated 2
Exons: 2
Coding region: 493-2055 (520 amino acids)
Biological process (GO): regulation of tumor necrosis factor-mediated signaling pathway; regulation of necroptotic process; protein K63-linked deubiquitination
Cellular component (GO): cytoplasm
Source: RefSeq, a predicted model, not a curated record
UUCCACAUAUGAGUGAAAUCCUAUGAUAUUUGCCUUUCUCUGACUGACUUGUUUCACUUUGCAUAUUACACUCGUGUUCCAUGGGGUGGGGGGAUCUCUUAAACCUCCUCCUCGUCCCUGCAAAACCACGUUGGGUGAUCCUAAUCACAUUUCGUCAUGUAUGAAUUGAACAAAGUCAAGGACCUAUCUAUCUUGUUUCCACCGCAGCUUUGCACAUGGUGCGUGUUCCGUUAAAUGUGCUGAACGGGUGCGCAGAGGGGCCUAAGGCUUGUGGUGCCCCGUGCAGCUCAGGCCAGUUCUGGCUCUUGUUUCGCCUUGGCGGCCGCAAGCCAGUAUACAGACCAGUUCGAGGAAUGAUGUGCUUCCUGUUCUCCCCCUUCCAGAGCACGCCCCCAGUCCAGGUGGGCAACAUGUCUGUGCUUUUAGCAAUGCCGCUGCCUCGAACCCAGAAGCCAUGGAGGAGAUAAGGUAGCCCCCCUGUCCUUGGAUCAGAUGGGGAAGCCCAGUUCAAUGGAUACAAAAUACAAGGAUGAUUUAUUUCGGAAGUACGUGCAGUUCCAUGAGGGCAAAGUGGACACCACCCCCAGCAAGCAGCGGCCUGGCAGCGAUGAGUACCUUCGGGUGGCAGCCUCGACCCUGCUCAGCCUGCACAAGGUGGACCCCUUUUAUCGAUUCCGGCUGAUCCAGUUCUACGAGGUGGUGGAGAGCUCCCUGCGCUCCCUGAGCUCCUCUAGCCUGCGGUCUCUGCACGGCGCCUUCAGCGUGCUGGAGACGGUCGGGGUCAACCUCUUCCUCUACCCGUGGAAGAAGGAAUUCCGAAGCAUCAAGACCUACACGGGCCCCUUCGUUUAUUAUGUCAAGUCGUCGUUACUGGAAGAGGACAUCCGUGCCAUCCUGCAGUACAUGGGCUAUGUGCCCGAGUUAGGGACCGCCUACAAACUCAAAGAGCUUGUGGAGACCCUCCAGGUGAAGAUGGUGUCCUUCGAGCUCUUUCUGGCCAAGGUGGAGUGUGAGCAGAUGCUGGAAAUCCACUCACAAGUCAAGGACAAGGGCUACUCCGAGCUGGACGUGGUGAGCGAGCGCAAGAGCAGCACGGAGGAUGUGCGGGGCUGCUCGGAGGCCCUGCGGCGGCGGGCCGAGGGCCGGGACCACCUGACGGCCUCCAUGGCCCGCGUGGCGCUCCAGAAGUCAGCCAGCGAGCGGGCGGCCAAAGACUACUACAAGCCUCGGGUGACCAAGCCCUCAAGGUCGGUGGAUGCCUAUGACAGCUACUGGGAGAGCCGGAAGCCACCCCUGAAGGCCUCGUUGAGCCUGCGGAAGGAGCCGGUGGCAGCAGACGUGGGCGACAGCCUCAAGGAUGAGGUCAUCCGGCCGUCCCCCUCACUCCUGACCAUGUCCAGCUCCCCCCACGGAAGCCCGGAUGACCUGCCGCCCUCCUCCCCCAACAACGGCUUGGGCCUGCUGCGUGGCCCGUACUUCUCUGCUCAGGAGGACGUGGAUCUGUACACAGACUCGGAGCCUCGGGCCACCUACCGGAGGCAGGAUGCCCUGCGGCCGGACGUGUGGCUGCUCAGAAAUGACGCGCACCCCCUCUACCACAAGCGCUCACCCCCCGCCAAAGAGUCCGCCCUGUCCAAGUGCCAAAACUGCGGUUUGUCCUGCAGCUCCUCCCUCUGCCAGCGCUGUGACGGCCUGCUUGCCUGUCCCCCAGCCUCCAAGCCCGGCGCCUUCCCCAGCAAGGCCUCCGCCCACGACAUUCUGGCCCACGGGCUGUCUCUGCGGGAGAAGUAUGCGGGCCAGACUCAGGGCCCCGAACGGCUGCCGCACCUCCACCCGAAAUCCAAGCCCUUGGCCACAGCCACCUCCCGUUGUGGCUUCUGUAACCGCCCAGGUGCCACCAACACCUGCACCCAGUGUUCAAAAGUCUCCUGCGACGCCUGCCUCAGCGCCUACCAUUAUGACCCCUGCUGCAAAAAGAGUGAGCUGCACAAGUUCAUGCCCAACAACCAGCUGAACUACAAGUCCACCCAGCUCUCCCAUCUCGUGUACAGAUAGACUUGACCUUGCACCCCUGCUCCAAGGGCUACACCACUGACUUUCCGGUCCCCCCACCCCCGGGAAGAAGGGUUCAAGUAUUGAGCUUGGCCGUGGAGGCCUGCAUUGCACCGUGUAGGUGUCGGGGUCGUGGGGUCGGCUGUGCCAUGUGCGAGUCACUUGGUGACCUGGAUGUUUCCACUGAUGGCUGCUUUGUCGCCUGGCGAGGGAGAGGGUGGCACUUCCGUUCAGAUUCAUUUUUGCUAAUCUCUCCACUCCCUAUUCCGUUGUUUGUUUUGUUUUUGAAGAGGAUUUCUCUCUCUCAGACUCUUGCCACACCCACCCCUCCCACCGAGAAGCCAGCUUGGACCGGGAAGGGCCCUCCGGGUCCCCUCCAAAUGCCUGCCUGGAGGGUCGAGCUAGAGGCCUGUUGGCUUGUGAAAUGAGCCCUCCUGCCACACCGGGCCUCUUCAAGUGGCUCAUCCCUUGGCCGCCCCCUUCCCGAACGCAAGGAUGCCCCCCUGGACUCGCCGCCCCUUGCCUCCACCUGUCUGGGUUUCGAAGGUGGACUGGGUCCAGUAUUAACUGAACGGCAUCCUGUUGCCACCACAGCUCAGUUCAGCCCCCGGUGUUCGUGCACUUUGCUCCGACGUGCUGAAGUGUGCGCCGCCCACGGCAGGAUGGAUUCUUCCCCUUUCUGUUGUUUGCACAUGCUCCUCUUACUGUACUGUACAUAGAUAUUUGAGAUUUAUUUUUAAAUAAAUAUUCAACUUGCCGCGUGUUUCACAGUGGUUAAAACAUUAAUUAUGUAGCUAUUUAUACAAACAGCCUGGGGUCUUUAGUCUUCCAAGGGAGGGUCACAGCCCCUUCCGUGAUGUAUCCUACACACACGACAGCCCAAGGGCAGAGCAGAGAGUGUGGGGACAGAGGAGGAACAGACGAUGUCCCAGAACCGGUGGAGAGCCACUGUCUUCCCUACAAUAAAUCUCUACACCUACCUCCAGCGCACAUGUAGGGGCUCGUGCGGGCCGGGAGUUCUGUGCACCUGCGGACCUACAGCCUGGUCUUUGCCAUUUGCUGCGUGUGAGCCCUGCACUCCAAACUUGUCGAGUCCUGUUUGAGAAGGAACAUUUGGGAUUCCCCCGCCCCUCCAUCUCAGCCUCUUCGCCUGUUUCCAGGACUCCCCUGCAACAUCGGUGAUCUUUUUUGCACUAAGAGUGGGCCCGAGUCCACCUGCGCCCAUCCGACGGACAUCUCCCCGGACACUCAGCUGAGCCUGAGCGCUUCCACACCCGAAGGCCCCUUAAGCUCCUCAUGUGAGUGACCCCUAGAUUUUCCUUUUGGGGUGCAGAGCAGGAGUGGGCCAGAGUUUGAAAAUAAAAGCCGCUUCCUUGUGAACUAAUAUAUUUUAGCCAUAAGUGUUUGUGAUGUACAGAAUCUCAUAGGAAUUUACAUGCAGUGGGUUUUCUGGUAGAAGGAGGUCUUCAGCUCUUGAGCGCCUUUAAAUCUGGCUGAAUCCUGAGGCCACUGUGAAUUUGCUGAUGUUCUUUCAACUCAGUGAAGUGAUUUUAAGGUUUUUCCAAAUCUUCUAUGGCUCUUUUUUAUAUCUCUAGUAGAGCACACGUAGAUAUUCAAUGUGUAUAUACUGCUGAAUUUCAACCACCUUUAUUACUAAGACCAUCAUCUUUGACGUGCUUCCUUUACACAUUUCAGAAGUGUUGAUGCCUGUGUUACUCCCGAGAGCUCUAGUUUUCUAGUUUUCCAUUCUCAGCUCGCUCCAGGACUUCGGGAACUCUUGGCCAACUGUGACGCCAGCUAGCCUCUGCGGCGGGCGGAAGCAGGAGUGCCCGCCUCGUCCCGGGAGAGAAAGCCCGGCACACGUGGCCUCACGGGGACACUGUGUUCACAGACUGGAAUGGGGAGACCUCUGACCAUGUCCUUGGUGUGUACCUAAUCGUAUGAGGUUGCUGUGCUUGAGAUGGAUAAAUAUACGCUAAUUUAAAAAGACGGAUGUCCUGGGAUUGAUUUCUACCAAGAGUUGAAAUGUUGAGAGAUGAUUUAAAAAACAAUAAAGUGUCUUCCAUUGUUAAA